Molecule: messenger RNA, 3240 nt
Organism: Penicillium mononematosum
Lineage: Eukaryota; Fungi; Ascomycota; Eurotiomycetes; Eurotiales; Aspergillaceae
Exons: 3
Coding region: 1-3240 (1079 amino acids)
Biological process (GO): coenzyme A biosynthetic process
Cellular component (GO): phosphopantothenoylcysteine decarboxylase complex
Molecular function (GO): phosphopantothenoylcysteine decarboxylase activity; FMN binding
Source: RefSeq, a predicted model, not a curated record
AUGACAGUCGGAUUUCGGUCUGAUAUCUCCUCAAUUACAAAACGCAAUAGCAAUACAAAGGGGUCGAGGUCUGAUAUGGAGGUGGAUGGAGGCUGUAAGGAAACCGUGAUUGGAAACAAAGCGGUGCAAAAUGCGAAAUCAUCCCAUCCCCGGCGCCGCCGAUUGCUUUUAUCAACGGAUAGUGCUUUCGCCGAUACCGUCCUGCCGUCCCUCGUUCAGAACCCAUACAUCGAGCUACGACUGAUCACAGACGAACCCUCCGCUUUGCUCACCGGCACCAACAAGAUCCCACACUACAUGGAUACGGUCGACAGCCAAACGUUCGAUAAGAAAACUGGGGCGCGGAAAUGGCUCAAGGCGAAGACGGCGGAGCUCUGCGAAUGGGCGGACAUGCUCUUGGUUGCGCCUAUCGAUGCCGGAGCUCUGGGGGCGAUGCUGGCCGGCUUGACAAAUACCUUGACGUUGGCGCUCCUUCGUGGCUGGGUCUCAAAGAAACCUGUGAUCCUCAUUCCCGGAAUGACGGUGUCGGAAUGGGACCACCCGCUUAGUACUCGGCAGCUCGAUGAAAUCAGUCGCUUUUGGCCUUGGAUUCGCACUGUCAAGCCUGUGCUCUGGAAGUCAAACGGGCCCGAAGACCUGACAAUACUGCCAUGGGACGGCCUGGAGGAGUUACACCAGACACUGGAGACAACAUUAAAAUUACCGCCAUGGGAAGCUACCCUAUCGACCAGACCAAUUCCCCAUAGCGCUACGGUCCCGGAUAGAACUGCAUCGAAAUCUACAUCUGGAAAUGCCACCAGCUCCACGCCGCAGACGCAACAUACAGGAAAAGCCGAUUUUUUACCACUGGAAAUCUGGCUGAAUGUCUUUGAGGAUCAAGUGCGAGACUGGGAAACGGCGAAAGCCGUGGGCAUUCCAACUCAUCUCCCCGUUCCCCAAGAAUGGCAGAGCCAUCUACCCAAGAUGUCCACCACGGCCACCCUCGAAUAUACAAUCCUGCGAGGAUCCUUCGCCGCCAUCAAAAAACGCAUCGAUGCGCUGCCUCGCUGGAAACCGCUCUCCGACCUUGCUUGCCACCUCAUUGUUAAAUUCUCCCGCACCGACAUCCUUUCCUAUCUCACCGAAAACCACCUGGACCUCCUCUGGACAACCUCUCGACUCACAAACAUUCCAUAUCGAGCAUCCGCGAUCUACGGCAACCCGAACGUACUGACAUGGUGGCGUGAUGCGCCCGCUCUCCCAAACAAAGAAUACAUGGCCGACGCCAUGGACGGCGCCUCCCGGGCCGGGUUCAUCGACGUAUUGGAUUGGUGGCUCCACUCAGGACUCCCGCUACGGUAUAGCGAGCGUGCCCUCGAAGCCGCCAGCGCCGAAGGUCGAGUCGCCGUACUCGACUGGUGGAAAACCGCCUCCGCCAAUGCCCCACCGUCCAAUCCCUUGCCUCUCAAGGUCGGCAAAUCCGUCCUGCUUGCAGCGCAGUCGGGCCGCACUGCAUCACUUGCCUGGUGGGACGCAUCAGGGAUCCCUUAUAGUCACGCUGAGAACGUUGCCCGCAUCGCGAGCACGCAUGGCCAUGUCCAUGUCCUCGAGUUCUGGUAUAAACUUAAAGGCCCGAAGAUGAUCUUCGAUAACCAGGUGCUUGUCGGCCCGACGAAGAACGGCCACGACCACAUUCUGCAGUGGUGGAAGAGCUGCGGUAUGCGGGUUGAAUUCAAGACUUGUGACAUUGAGGAAGCGCUUGAGGAUGCUGAUCCGAGCUCUGGCGCUGAGGGUCGUGUUCGGCGUUGGUGGGAGCGGAAUGGGCUGAACCUUGGAGUUGGCACGACUCGCCGCUGUGGCGCCGAGGCUCCACCAGUAAAUCGUAACAUCAACCUCCAACCUAACCAAUUACUUGCAAACAUUCUGCUGAUGCUGGCGCGCUGGGUCCUGCGACGCGCGCUGCGCGGUUCAAACUCAAGAGCAAUAUCAACUCGCACGCGACAGCCAUCACAAAAUCCUUAUAACAACAUCCCGUCAAAUGGCAUCAAUGGUCUCCACAGCAUCACAAGAAAGAGACAGAGCAUGGCUCAAAAUGUCCGACUCAAUAUUAUUCAAUCACGAACCCUUAUGACGGAGGCUAUUCCAAGCAUUGCUGUACCACCUCUCCUGUUCAUCGGACUCCUACUCGGUCUAUGGACCUGGAAAUGUUUCUGGAUCAUCGUCAUGCAAAACAAGCUCCUGUAUCUCUCCUGGCUUCCCCCAUUUACAAGAUCAGAAACAAUUUCAGAUUACAAGGCUGAAUGCACACCGGUGCAGUGGGAGGAGAAGCAGAUUCGCAGCUUGGACGGGACUAAAUUGGCUGUUUGUGAGGGUCACAUUCCGAUUCUCGCAAAGGAUAAUAUGUCCUCGUUGAAUAAUAGUGCCUCACAAAAUAAAGAUCAGUCCGUUGUGAUCUGUUACUUUCAAGGCAAUGGAGGAUCAACACCUAUGCGGUUGCCUCUUCUCUCUCACGUCUUGCGCGCAAUUACCGAAACGGCAAGAUCAUCUUCACUAUCUAUGUCUGUCGCCGAUAUGUCUCAAUAUACUAUCGCUGCUCUAUCAUACCGCGGCUACUGGACAUCAUCUGGUCGUGCCACACAGUCCGGCAUUGAGAUGGAUGCCCAGGCAUUCUUGAAUUGGGUUUCGGAAACAUAUGCAUCCCCGGACACCGAUCUUGAGAUCGUGAUUUGGGGACACAGCCUGGGUGCUGCUGUUGCAAGCUCAGCAGUAUCUACAUAUCUUGCCCGUCAACAUGAGGGGCAGACCUCAAAUACAAACAGUAACAGGCCCCUGGCGCCAAUUUCGAGGCUCAUUUUGGAGGCGCCAACAUCCAGCAUUAAAGACAUGCUCAUCAGCCUCUAUCCUCAGAAAUGGCUUCCAUACAGGUAUCUCUGGCCGUUCUCUUGGAAUAACUGGGAUAUCAAGGCGAAGAUGCAAGAAAUGGCUACAUGGAGAGACGAACCUGGGUCUCAAAGCCCCAAUGAAGCUACGCCACCAAUACCUCGCUCGCUUCCGCCGAUCUUCCUUAUAUCUGGUGAUAAAGACGAAGUCGUCCCACCAUACGUACCAGACCAGUUAGAACAACAUGCCAAGUCUCUCGGCCUGGAGAUCCAGAGGAAAGAUGUCCUUGGUGCUAUGCAUAUAGAGGCUCCACUCAAACUGGAUGGUAGGAAGGCAAUGGUCCAAUUCAUUCUCAGCGGCACAUCCGUGCCCAAGACAUAA